AUGGCUCGGAAGAAAAGACGCACAAAGAAAUCGAUAAAGCAACACAAGGCAGAAGAAUUUGGGAAAGAAAUCAACCAGACAAGUUUGAUUGACAUUCUAUCAGAGUCACUCGUUGCGAACGUUAUUGCAGGACUCCCAAUUGCUUCUAUUUGUGCGUGGAGGUGCGUAAACAAAUUAUUUCUGAAAUUGAUUUCUGAAAACUGGUUUACUAAACUAUAUGCUGAGAUUUCCCCAUAUAUCACUGUUGUUAUUAACACUAAUUUUGGGGUUCAUUUAGUUGAGCUUGCAAAGGGAAAUUGUCAAUUAUAUAAAUCUAUAAUCCCAAUCAACAAAGCUAAAAGUAUCGGCUCCUGCAAUGGCUUGCUUCUUAUUUUGGUUUCAUGUGAACAUUUACUAAGGCAUUAUGGUCCUGACAUCUAUUGUUUACAACCAUAUCUUUACCUUUGUAACCCAAUUCUGGGACAAUAUGCUAGGCUUCCGGAGCCCGGUAACAAUAAUUAUACUUACAACGGGAAAAGGAAAGAAGUUUACGGGUUGGGUAUUAUCACCAAAACUGGUAAUUAUAAGAUUUUAAGAAUUUCAACGCCAAUUGACCCGCCGCACCCAAUUUAUAAAAAAAGAUCAGAGGCUGAUGUCCUUAUUAUUGGGACUAAUACAUGGAAGCGAGUGGGUUAUCUUCCAUAUCCAAGUAAUCAAGAAUCUCUUGGUGGUACUGUAAAAGGAGCUUUUCAUUGGUUGUUUUAUAACGAGAUGAAAGAUUUUACAUCUUUGUAUGCAUUCAACAUCGAGGACGAGCAAAACUAUAUGGUCCCAUUUCCUCCUAAUAUAGGUAACGACAAGGUUAAUAUGAGUGUUGGGAUGUUGAACAAUUGUCUGUGUUUAUUUGAUAAUUCACAUCCUGCUCAUUUUGGUAUAUGGUCGAUGGAAGAGUAUGGAGUUAGAGAGUCUUGGGCUUUAAAGUGCAUUUUGACAGCCUCUAUUCCUGCUGGCAUAUGUAAGUCAACAAUUCACCCACUAGCGGCUCUAAAGGAUGAUGGAUUCAUCAUAAAGUCAGGAAGCGGUAACUUCUAUUUUUAUGAUCAGAAGAAUAUGAAUUUCACCAGGUUUGAAAUUGAUAAUGUGGAGCUCCUCGCUGAAUUUAACUAUCUCACAAUUCACUCAUCAAGCUUUUGUCCCAUCGAUCUUAUGUCUACCGGAUGCGUGCUGGAUACAGAAGUGAGUGCUAGAUGUUCUGCGCACAAAUCCAAGUGA
Daucus carota subsp. sativus is the source of this 1251-nucleotide messenger RNA. Its product is annotated as F-box protein At3g07870. Lineage: Eukaryota; Viridiplantae; Streptophyta; Magnoliopsida; Apiales; Apiaceae. The record is from RefSeq and is a predicted model, not a curated record. Bases 1 to 1251 code for a protein of 416 amino acids. The transcript has a single exon. Gene Ontology annotation, molecular function: protein binding.